CAGACAAAGAUCAUGAGGAUCUGUUCUGCAGAGAGAACCAUCAAUCUGUUCCACUGUCUGAAUGAACUGAAGAUGGUUCUCUAGUGGAGGGAUCCAACAGUCCCCGAGAUCAGAAGUCUCUCCACAGAUAACUGUCUCCUGCUCAAUGGUCAGCUCUGGUCUUCAUCUUACUGUCAUCAGAAGAAGAUCUGGACGUGUUGACCUGAAGAAAUACUCUGCUUCAGAGGAGGCUCUUCUGAGGCUGCUGCCAGUGGUCAAAGCCUCCAACAAGCUCUGUUAAGUCGCUGUAACCUGUCAGAGAGAAGCUGUGAAGCUCUGUCCUCAGUUCUCAGCUCCCAGUCCUCUAGUCUGAGAGAGCUGGACCUGAGUAACAAUGACCUGCAGGAUUCAGGAGUGGAGCUGAUGUCUCCUGGGCUGAAAGGUCCACACUGCAGACUGGAAACUCUCAGGUUGAGUGACUGUAAGCUGUCAGUGAGAAGCUGUGAAGCUCUGUCCUCAGUUCUCAGCUCCCAGUCCUCUAGUCUGAGAGACCUGGACCUGUGUAACAACAACCUGCAGGAUUCAGGAGUGGAGCUGAUGUCCCCUGGACUGAAGAGUCCACAUUGCAGACUGGAGAUUCUUAGUCUCUCAGGCUGUAUGAUCUCAGAGGAAGGGUGUACUUCUCUGGCCUCAGCUCCGAGCUCCAACCCCUCCCAUCUGAGAGUGCUGGACCUGAGCUACAAUCAUCCAGGAGACUCAGGAGUGAAGCGGCUUUCUGCUUUACUGGAGGAUCCAGACUGCAGACUGGACACUCUCAGGGUGGACCAUGGUGGACCACAGAGACUGAGACCUGGUCUGAAGAAGUAUGUCUGGGAACUGGAACUGGACACAAACACAGUACACAGAAGACUCAAACUGUCCGACAACAACAGGAAGGUGACAGGUGUGAUGAAGGAUCAGUCAUAUCCUGAUCAUCCAGACAGAUUUGACUGCUGGCUUCAGCUGCUGUGUAGAGAUGGUCUGACUGGUCGCUGUUACUGGGAGGUCGAGAGGAGAGGAGGGGUUGAUAUAUCAGUGAGUUACAGAGGAAUCAGAAGGAAAGGAUACAGUAGAGACUGUGUGUUUGGAUGUAAUGAUCAUUCCUGGAGUCUGUACUGCUCUGAUGAACGUGGUUACUCUGUCAGGCACAAUAACAGAAGAACAUUCCUCACUUCCUGCUCUGUCUCUAACAGAGUAGCAGUGUAUGUGGACGUUCCUGCUGGCUCUCUGUCCUUCUACACAGUCUCCUCUGACUCACUGAUCCACCUCCACACCUUCAACACCACAUUCACUCAGCCUCUCUUUCCUGGGUUUGGGGUCUGGUCUGGUUCCUCAGUGUCUCUGUGUCUUCUGCAGGACUGAGAGUCUCUCCUGUGGACAGAAACACUGACUGAAGACCAGCUGCUGAAAUCAGAGUUCAGUCUGUUCACCAUCACACACACUCUGCACUGUGAAGCAGAUCUGAUCAGAUCUGUCUCCUCGUGUUAUUUUGUCUCACAAAGUCAUAAUUAAAGUCAUAAAGUCAAAGGUAUAACUACUGGGGGGGGGGGGGCAGUAGCUCAGUCCGUAGGGAGUUGGGUUGGCUGAUUUAUUCAUCUGACUUGUAGAAUAACGUCAAUGAUCGACUUGUUUUAAAUGUCGGGGAAUGUGGAACAACUUAAUGCA
Molecule: messenger RNA, 1683 nt
Organism: Etheostoma spectabile (orangethroat darter)
Lineage: Eukaryota; Metazoa; Chordata; Actinopteri; Perciformes; Percidae
Product: neoverrucotoxin subunit alpha
Exons: 6
Coding region: 403-1380 (325 amino acids)
Molecular function (GO): protein binding
Source: RefSeq, a predicted model, not a curated record